AUGUCGUCGCAGACGAGCGCUUGCAACGGCUUCUUCCAGGAGCAUGCGAACAGCGCGUUGAAUCAAUACUUCCAGCAGUUGAACUCGAAUGCGGCCGCCGCAGCUGCAGCGGGCAUGAACAGCAGCAACAAUAGUGACAGCAGCGCCAAUGAGGGCAGCGGCAGCGUGACCAGUUCAUCGCUGGAUGGCAACCGCAGUAGCGCCAGCAGCAUUGAUUCAACGAAAUCGGUGAAUAGCAACGGCAGUGGCAGCGCAAAUGUGCAGUGGAAUAGUAUACAACAGCAGCAGCAGCAGCAGCAGCAGCAACAGCAGCAACAGGCGCAGCACCAGCAUCAGCAACAGAAUCAACAUCAGCAGCAGCAACAACAGCCGCAGCACAUGCACCAUUCCCAGCAACCACAUCAAACACUGGCCGCAGCUGCCGCUUCGAAUGUCUCCGCCAACACAAAUCCGCACUCCAUUUUCGGCACCGGCAAUUUCCACUAUAAAACAAACAACUCCUGGACAAUACCGACACUCUCCUGCUACCAACGCCUCUACAGCGAGAACCAACAACACUAUCAUCGACAGUUCGCCGGCAGUGGCGGUGGCAAUGGCGGCUCCGGUGGCGGCACUGGAGCAGGCGGUAAUGGCGCUGACACACCGGUGAUUGGCAGUAAUGCCGGCGGUGGUGGCAAUGCUGGGGGCAGCUGCAACGUAGGCGUCAGUGCGAAUGCCGCUGCAGCAGCCACAGCCGCCUCAGUGCAACAUGUUGCCAACGCUGUAGCAGCGGCCGUGAUGGCCAACGAGCAGCAUCAGAGUCACUUGAACAGCUUGAAGGCGCGCUUCCAAGCGCCCGGCGGUAAUGCAGGUAAAUCGGUGAUUUAA
This is a messenger RNA of Rhagoletis pomonella (apple maggot), 867 nucleotides long. Its product is annotated as homeobox protein cut-like. The coding region runs from base 1 to 867 and encodes 288 amino acids. The record is from RefSeq and is a predicted model, not a curated record. The transcript is spliced from 2 exons. Lineage: Eukaryota; Metazoa; Arthropoda; Insecta; Diptera; Tephritidae.